CCGAUAAGCUCGCCUUCUUAGCCUGAGCUCCUGUCAAGCAGACAGACAAUCACAAGCACGAAAUCUACUCCGAUCCAAUCUUCGGUUUGAAUUGUUGAUCUUGAUCCCACAACCACAAGCUCGGUCAUGGCUCCAUCCAGCAAGCUUGUCAAGACGAGCUCACUCCCGAAGCACCAGCGCAGUCUUGUCCAGCCGCUCCAUUCUCCCAGGCACAAGCGCGUCUCUGCCUUGUGCCCGGCUGCACCUGAGUCGUUGCUCCAAGAGUUGGUCACCGCCGCCGCCGCCUGCGACGCCCAUCAUCAGCCAAGAGCAAAGCGCGCCUCCGACGAGACUCUCGCCGUGCACGCUGGGGAGAACCUCGGGAAGAAGGGCGCGGACGUGGUUGGCACUGGCACUGGCACCGAGACAGACUCGAUCGCCACCCCGAUCGUGAGCGGCACGACGCACUGGUUCAAGAGCUCCGAGGACCUCAUCGCCUUCAAGGAAGGCCGGCGCCACAGCUUCGAGUACGGGCGCUACAGCAACCCGACGGUGAAGGUGCUGGAGGACAAGAUCAGCGCGCUGGAGAGAGCCGAGGCGACCCUGGUGACCUCCUCCGGCAUGAACGCCAUCACCACGACGCUCCUCGCCCUCGUCCCGCCCGGCGGCCACGUGGUGACCACCACCGACUGCUACAGCGAGGCGCGCGUGUUCAUCCGUGACAAGCUCUCCAGGAUGGGCAUCCGAUCGACGUUCAUCGACCUCGACGACGGCAUGGAGUCGCUAAGUGCCGUCCUUGACGAGGACGACGACGACGUGACCCUCUUCUACGCCGACUCCCCGACGAACCCGACGCUCAAGUGCGUGGAUAUCAGGCACGCGGCUGAGCUCUGUCACCGGAAGGGUGCCCUGGUGUGCAUCGACAGCACCAUGGCGUCGCCCAUCAACCAGAAGCCGCUCACCCUCGGUGCCGACCUUGUCCUGCACUCCGCCACCAAGUACAUGGCCGGCCACCAUGAUGCCAUCGCCGGAUGCGUCAGCGGUUCGGCGGCGCUCAUCUCCAGAAUACGCGCUUGGCACCACGACAUCGGGGGCGCCAUCUCUCCGAACGCGGCGUACAUGGUCAUCCGUGGGCUCAAAACGAUGGCGCUCCGCGUGGAGGCACAUAACAGUACGGCGCUGCGAAUGGCACGCAUCCUAGAGCGCCACCCAAAGAUCGAGCGGGUGCACUACCCUGGGCUGGAGAGCAGCCCCUGGCAUGAGGUUGCGACGAGUCAGAUGUCGGGGUACGGAGGCGUUGUGAGCUUCGAGCUGAAGGCGGACUUGCAUGGUACCAUGAGCUUUGUGGAUGCGCUAGAAAUCCCCUUCAUCGCGACCUCGCUAGGCGGGUGCGAGAGCCUGGUGCAGCAGCCGGCGGUCAUGUCAUUCUGGGGACAGAGCCAGGAGGAGAAGGCCAAGAAUGGCAUCAAGGACAACAUGGUCAGGUUCAGUUUUGGAAUUGAGAAGUUUCAGGAUCUCAGGGAUGAUAUACUUCAAGCGCUAAACAGGAUUUAAUUACCUAGGAAGCGCCAUCGACUCAGUACGGUUUUGUAGCUAGGUUUUGACUUAGCUUGCUAGAUACUUAUAUAUAUUUAUUAUACGUAUCAUGUAUGUGUUCAGCAAUUAGUUUUUUAGCUAAUUAUAAUCAACAUCAUAGAGUAGUUUAGACAUAAAUAGGAUCGAUAUUCUUUCAUUUCACUGUACAAGACCGAUGGGCUCACAAACAAUUUUUCCAUCAUAUAUUCAAGAUAAGUUUUUUA
Molecule: messenger RNA, 1778 nt
Organism: Sorghum bicolor (sorghum)
Lineage: Eukaryota; Viridiplantae; Streptophyta; Magnoliopsida; Poales; Poaceae
Product: probable cystathionine gamma-synthase 2
Exons: 2
Coding region: 127-1533 (468 amino acids)
Biological process (GO): transsulfuration
Cellular component (GO): chloroplast
Molecular function (GO): pyridoxal phosphate binding; cystathionine gamma-synthase activity
Source: RefSeq, a predicted model, not a curated record